UUUUACGGAGAGGGCCAAAAAGAGGAGCAAAACUCUCGCGGUUCCGCUUUUUCCUCUCAGAUUUCGUGUUUCGCAACGGAGCGGUAAAUGUUAAUUUCGUGAUCUGCAAUGAGGGAAGUCCGGAGGAAUUGAGAAAAGCUAGGGAUUUGAAUUUAAUAUGUGUGAUUUUUUGGGUCAUCUUCCUUGGUUCCAUUAGAGGGUGCAAUAAUUCUUUUUCUAGCAAGAGCUUUUAUAUUGAACUGUAGGGAUGGCUGAGGAGGCUCACAAGGUCACGUUAAAUGUGUAUGACUUGAGCCAAGGACUAGCUCGGCAGCUUUCAAUGACCUUCUUAGGGAAGGUUAUUGAGGGAAUCUGGCAUACUGGAGUUGUGGUUUAUGGUAAUGAAUACUAUUUUGGCGGAGGAAUCCUACAUGCUCCUGUUGGGACGACACCAUAUGGGACACCGAUUAGAGUGAUAGAUUUAGGUGUCACUCAUGUGCCGAAAGAUGUGUUUGAGAUGUAUUUGCAGGAGAUUAGUCCCCGUUACACAGCUGAGACCUAUAGUUUGCUCACCCACAAUUGCAACAACUUUAGCAAUGAGGUUACCCAAUUUCUAGUUGGUUCUAAUAUUCCAGACUAUAUUUUGCAGCUUCCUAAUGAAGUUAUGAGCAGUCCGAUGGGUGCACUUUUAAUGCCCAUGAUACAGAAUUUGGAGACAACUUUGAAGGCUGGUGCUGUUCCUCAAGUUCCCCAAUUCAGGUCUUCUGUGUCUGCUCAGCCCUCUCAGUCCACAACUGUCAACCUGAGCAGGUCCUCUGACAGUACUCAUCAAAAAGAGGAUGGCAAUAAGGAAAAAGCUGGGGAGCAACCCAACUCCGCGGAAGUCAUGAAAUCAGAAAAGACAACGCUACCUGCCAAACCAACCCGAGCAGAAGAAAAAUCAUCAACCAACGGAGCUGCGACAGACCCUCUUGGGGAUGCUCGAGCCAAGGUCCAAGAAGAGAUAAGCCGUGAAUUUGCUGCAAUCAUGGCUACUGGAACAUUGCGUGCUAGUGAGGCAGCAGCACUUGCAACUAGGAAAGUGAUGCAGAAAUACGGCCGCGUGAAUGUUUCUAUGCCACAGGGUUAGAAACAGGAAAGACAAAAAUAUGGAAAUUUGGAUCUGGACGCCCAUUUAAAAAACGAAAUUAUUUAUUAUUCGACUUAAUCGUCAUUUAAAAAAUGAUUUGAAUUUAAUUGAAUCAAAUUGUUGGAAGGUAAAGGUCUGAAAGACCUAACAUUAUUUACAAGUUUAGGGUCUCAGAGACCUAACACUAUUUACAAGUUUGCACUGUAUUGAUGUUAAGCUGUCAACUGGGUCGAUGUUUGGAACAAACGAGGCGUAUUCAUGCAUGUGCAAUAUAUUUUGCCAGCUUAUAGUUUGUUAAA
This is a messenger RNA of Durio zibethinus, 1407 nucleotides long. RefSeq lists its product as uncharacterized. Gene Ontology annotation, molecular function: peptidase activity. Gene Ontology annotation, biological process: protein modification by small protein removal. NCBI's taxonomy places the organism in Eukaryota, Viridiplantae, Streptophyta, Magnoliopsida, Malvales, Malvaceae. The record is from RefSeq and is a predicted model, not a curated record.